GCAAGUUGUGGAUGUUGUUGCUGAUGGAAAAUAAAGCCCUGAAAGCAAAGGGAUGGGUGGGGUUGAUGAAAGAGGACAGAGAUAUAAUGACAUGUCUGUCCAGUUCAGGAGCAGAAGGUGAGAAGAAGACAAAUGAACACACAUCCUGGGAGGAUUUAUAUUCACUGCUCCAGUAAAGUCCAUCAGAAACAUUACAGCCUCCAUCUACCCGGUCCAACAGCAUGAAUCCUGAAUGGGUUUUUGUUCUCCUGUUCUUCUCAGUAGUAUGUGGUAUCGGGGCAGAUAUUCCUCACCGCUAUCACUUUGUGAAUGAGAAGAAAACCUGGAGUGAAGCUCAGACUUACUGCAGAGAGAAAUACACUGAUUUGGCCUCCAUCAACAACAUGGAACAGAUGAUGAAGCUGAGUCACACACUGAAGAAGGAAACUCCAAAGCAAGCUUGGAUCGGUCUACAGAGAGAGGACACUGGGAAAUGGCAGUGGUCUCUGGCAGACCAAACUUUCUACAGAGACGGAGACACUUACAGAAACUGGAGUUGGAGAGAACCAGACAACAGCGCGACAAAUGAGUUCUGUGUUAAAAUGGGAAAAUCCAAUGGCAGAUGGUAUGAUGUCCAGUGUAGCAAGAAAAUUCAUUUUGUGUGUUAUGAAGAAAAGAACACAAACACUGACAGAUACAUAUUUAUUAAUGAGGCAAAGACCUGGUAUGAUGCUCAGACCUACUGCCGAAAGAAUCACACCGACCUGGUCAGUGUGAGGAACCAAACUGAGAAUGAGGAGAUCAAGGGAAAGAUUAAAAGUUCAGAAAAUGAGGACAUUUGGAUUGGUCUGUUUAAUGACUCCUGGAAAUGGUCAGAUCAGAGUAAUUCCUCAUUCAGAUACUGGAGCUCUAACAAACCCAGUAAAGAUUUGAACUGUACUGCAGUGUCUGUGUCUGAGCCACACUACUGGAGUGAUGUGAGCUGCACAGAAAAACUCCCAUUCAUCUGUCAUGAGAAAAAUCUCAUCCUUGUUAGGCAGAAUCUGACCUGGAAAAAAGCUCUGACAUACUGCAGCAGCCAUCAUCAUGACCUGGUCUCAGUGCACACUGAAGAGACGCAGCACUGGGUGAAGGAAGUGGCUCAAGGCGCCUCCACUGAACACGUGUGGCUCGGCCUGCGUCACACCUGCGCUCUGGGCUUCUGGUACUGGGUGAUUGGCGAGGUGAUCUGCUACCAGGACUGGGCUCCGGGGAAUGGGACAGGGUUCGAAGACUGCAGCCAGGAGGAGAGAGCCGGCGCAGUGCAGUCUGGAGGAGAGCAGCAGUGGAUCAGCCUGCCUCAGAACCAUACACUCAACUUCAUCUGCUCGACAUAUUAAGGCUGAAGACAAUCUGUGGCUCUCAUCAUUUGUGUGCAGCAUCAGCGACUCCUCAUCUCCUUUUCCCAUACAGCUUUUAAAAUAAUCUCUUCUUUUUAUCAAAAUAUUUGGUCCUGUAUGUAAUCUUUAUGGCACACUUACUCCUUUCAUAUUUUCCAAGCAUGAUGUUCUUCAUGCAGAUGAUACUCACUCUGAUAAUGUUUUCCAUUGUAAUAUCGGGUUUUUAGGGGAAUCAAGGUGAAGGCAUUUACUUGUAUUGCACUACAGUCUAUUUGAUGUAUACGUUUCUUUUAUUAUGUUUUCUGGAUAAUUAAAGUCGAAGCAGCUACGUAAUAUUUCAGCUUAAACACCAUAAAGCCAUAAAUACAAGAUGCUUGUUACAACUAAAUACCUUGAUGAGAGAUUUUUCUGCUGGAAGAAAGCUAUGCGGUUUGUUAUUGACUGGAUGAUUCUCUGCUGUUAUUCAUUCACCUCAAAAAGUCUGUCUGUAUAUACGAACAGAUUAAUGUGUGUUUUUAAAACUGUAUUUUUAAUCAGGGCUUGUUGGACUUUCUCUAUACCUGUCAGAUCAUUUAAUUUUUUUAACAUUAAAAUAUUGAGUGUUGUGUCUUUUUGGAAUGAAUUUCUCAAAUAAAAUUAAUUUCAAGUA
Messenger RNA from Neoarius graeffei (lesser salmon catfish), 2007 nucleotides. RefSeq names its product macrophage mannose receptor 1-like. The record is from RefSeq and is a predicted model, not a curated record. Lineage: Eukaryota; Metazoa; Chordata; Actinopteri; Siluriformes; Ariidae. The transcript is spliced from 7 exons. Bases 222 to 1358 code for a protein of 378 amino acids.